Molecule: messenger RNA, 879 nt
Organism: Indicator indicator
Lineage: Eukaryota; Metazoa; Chordata; Aves; Piciformes; Indicatoridae
Gene: MAP2K6
Product: mitogen-activated protein kinase kinase 6
Exons: 9
Coding region: 82-879 (265 amino acids)
Biological process (GO): protein phosphorylation; MAPK cascade
Molecular function (GO): ATP binding; MAP kinase kinase activity
Source: RefSeq, a predicted model, not a curated record
CCACAGAACUUUGAGGUGAAAGCUGAUGACCUGGAGCCCAUCUCCGAGCUGGGACGAGGUGCGUACGGGGUGGUGGAGAAGAUGCGGCACAUGCCCAGCGGGCAGAUCAUGGCAGUGAAGCGGAUCCGAGCCACGGUGAACAGCCAGGAGCAGAAGAGGUUAUUGAUGGAUCUGGAUAUCUCCAUGAGGACAGUAGAUUGCCCCUUCACUGUCACCUUUUAUGGGGCACUUUUCCGAGAGGGAGAUGUGUGGAUUUGUAUGGAACUGAUGGAUACCUCACUGGACAAGUUCUACAAACACGUCAUUGACAAAGGCCUGACGAUUCCUGAGGACAUCUUAGGAAAAAUAGCUGUCUCUAUUGUCAAAGCACUAGAACAUCUACACAGUAAGCUCUCCGUGAUCCACAGAGAUGUAAAGCCCUCUAACGUGUUGAUCAAUACGCAGGGGCAGGUGAAAAUGUGCGAUUUUGGCAUUAGCGGCUACCUCGUCGACUCGGUUGCUAAAACCAUGGAUGCAGGAUGCAAACCCUACAUGGCUCCUGAAAGAAUUAACCCAGAGCUGAACCAGAAGGGGUACAGUGUCAAAUCUGAUAUCUGGAGCCUGGGGAUCACAAUGAUCGAGCUGGCCAUCCUGCGCUUUCCCUAUGACUCCUGGGGGACACCCUUCCAGCAGCUCAAGCAGGUGGUGGAGGAACCAUCGCCACAGCUCCCAGCGGAGAAGUUCUCAGCAGAAUUCGUUGAUUUUACCUCGCAAUGCUUGAAGAAGAAUUCCAAAGAACGGCCAACGUACCCAGAGCUUAUGCAACAUCCUUUCUUCACCCUGCACGAAUCCAAAGAGACAGACGUCGCCUCUUUUGUCAAACUCAUCCUGGGAGACUGA